CCGCUGGAACUGCAGGGCUCGCGGGGCCGGGGGCGGCGCGCAGUGAUGAUGGUAUCAGCGUCACCGCGGCGACACCCGGAAGUCGCUGCAGCAGGCGGCUGUGCUCUCAGGGAUGGCCCAACUAGGUGCGAUAGCGGCACUGUCUGUUAGUUUUCUGGCUGCAGCUCUCUUCUCUGCAGUACACAAAAUUGAAGAAGGACAUAUUGGUGUUUAUUAUAGAGGUGGCGCAUUGCUGACUUCCACCAGUGGACCUGGCUUCCACCUUAUGCUCCCCUUUAUAACCUCCUACAAAUCAGUGCAGACUACAUUGCAGACAGAUGAGGUGAAAAAUGUUCCUUGUGGUACCAGUGGGGGAGUGAUGAUUUAUUUUGACAGGAUCGAAGUGGUGAAUUUCCUGAUCCAAGGUGCUGUGUAUGACAUAGUGAAGAACUACACAGCAGACUAUGAUAAAGCACUCAUCUUCAACAAGAUUCACCAUGAGCUGAACCAGUUCUGCAGUGUUCACACUCUUCAGGAGGUCUACAUUGAGCUGUUUGAUCAGAUUGAUGAAAACCUUAAACUGGCUUUGCAGCAGGACCUGACCACCAUGGCCCCUGGACUCAUUAUACAGGCAGUCCGCGUUACGAAGCCAAACAUUCCAGAAACAAUUCGGAGGAAUUAUGAACUCAUGGAGAGCGAGAAGACGAAGCUGCUGAUUGCGGCUCAGAAGCAGAAGGUCGUGGAGAAGGAAGCAGAGACGGAGAGGAAGAAGGCCCUGAUUGAGGCAGAAAAAAUUGCCCAAGUGGCUGAAAUAACAUACGGACAGAAGGUGAUGGAAAAGGAAACGGAGAAGAAAAUUUCAGAGAUUGAAGAUGGUGCAUUCCUUGCUAGGGAGAAGGCAAAAGCUGACGCUGAAUGCUACACUGCCAUGAAGAUAGCAGAAGCUAACAAGCUAAAAUUAACUCCUGAGUACUUGCAGCUGAUGAAAUACAAAGCUAUUGCAUCAAACAGCAAAAUCUAUUUUGGCAAAGAUAUUCCCAACAUGUUCAUGGACCACACGGGGAGCAAGCCUGCAGAGGGACUGGUGGAAGAGAUGAGAGGAGAGAAUUGGGCUCCUGCCGCUGAGGAUGUGUGAAACCAGUUUAUAAUGCCUAAUGACCUUGUAAAAUUUCUAUUUAUUUUUUAACAAAUGAAACAAACCGAGAAGUUGGUUUCCCCUUUUGAUUUUUUUCACUGUUCUGUGCUGAAGCAGAUGAGCCAGACUUAACCCUCUCAAUCUUUUGUCUAGAAAUCAGGUUAGACACAAAUACUUUGAUAUUCACAGGCCAUUUUUUGGUUACUUCUCAACAGCCAGGUUCAGCUCUGCACCGUAUCUUGACUCCUCCCUUUUGGAGGCCUGGUUAUUCUGGAGCGAGGGAGAAUCCUGCAAAUUUCCAGCAGGAUGAUUUGUUUUGUGGCUAGGUUGAUUAAAUGAAAGUUUAAGUUCUGCGUGAGCAUUUAUAGCAAUGGUAAUAGGAGAGGUAAUGCCCUUCUUUGCUGCUGGAAGCUGUCGUUUCUUUUGCUGGAGAUUUGCAUUACAUUUUUUUUGAGCCCUGUGAAAGAGACACAGGUGCUAGGAUUUUUGUACACUACAUAUCCCAGCUUAAGCAAGGCAGCACCGAUGUGAUGGCAGAGCUUGUUAAUUUCCCAUGUCCUGAGAUCAGUGUUUUCGCAUUGUCCAUAUUUUGUAGAGAGAUGAGGAGGUUCUAAAUUCUCUAAUUCUCUUUCUAGAAAAUCAUCUGUAGAAGUGGUGCUACUAGGUCAGGGUUGAGGUGCUCUGGUGGGGACAAUGUGAGCGUACCCUGUUCCUGUUCUCUGGCUAAAUGGGACAUCAGUUUCCCAGGAUGCCAACAAUACGGUACCUUUCACCAACAGCAAAUUGACUUUUAGGAAAAGUAGCUUACAAAAACAAUGAAUCACUCAGAUCCCCAAUUUGCAAACACUUUUGCAGGUGAGUAACUGUGCUCAAGUGAAUGGUCUCAAUGACUUAUCAUUUCCAUAAGUGUUUGUAGGAUUGGGGCCUACAUUUGAAAUAGGCCAGCAUGGUUCAGUGGCUGCCAUACAUUAUCAGGAAGAGAAUGUUCAGACAAGUUGAAGCGAAUGGCUAAUUUAGACCUUGUGUAGGCAUUUUGAUUCAUGUUUAGCAGGGGCAUACAAAACACAGCAUUGUAUAGUCGUAGGGAGAGACAGGUGCCGUCUUUAGACAAUUCAGAGAGAACAAUUUCUCCUUCUCUCCCUCCAGAAUGAUGCUGUAAUACAUGUGGUCCAUUAAAGUGUGAUUUGAUUUGUUUUUAAAUCUUCAGGUAUGCAGCUGGGAAGAGUCCAUAGAUUGUUUUAUGAUGUAUUUUAUAUAUAUAUUUUUAUAUAUAUAAUGCAAAAUCAACUGGGGGAAAAUAAAGGGCUUAGCAUAAUUCAGGGCAGGAGAGACCAUCUGUUCCCCCCAGGCCAUCUCCUCCUACUUGGCAGGAAAGCCUGUUUAUUAAUCACUGUUUUAUUUUGCAACCUUCCACAGAUACAUGGUGGCUCCAGCCGAAGUGCAAACACAGUUGUCAGUGGCCAGCUUAUUUCCUUUAUAAUCUGCUGUUCCAUAGAGCUGCCACAUGCUACCAUUGGUAUUAGCGUCCUAAACUCAUCAGAGCGCUCAACCUGUCUGGGUGUUUUUGUAACAACACCACCCCAGUCAAAUAGAAAUGUCAUGAAUUUCUACUGCCCCCUAUAUUUUUUCACAUUGUUUCUUUAAGAUUGUCACAGCUUGAAUGACCGCUACUUUGCCUGUACUUGAAAUGUUAAAACGAAAGCUGCCAUCAGUUACUGCAUGAAAAAACUGAUCACUCUAUUAGCAGUAUAAGAAAAGUCUUUCUCUUUCUCUCUCUCUCUCUCUCUAUAUAUAUAUAUAAUUUUUUUUACUUACUGGAAAACCUGAGGUUUAUACCGUAAAUUCAGAUUCCAGACUGAUGUACCACAUUAGACAAUGCAAUAGAAAAAUUAGAUCACUACACCAGCUCUCACAUAACUAGCAUUUGCAAAUAGGAUUCUGCAUAGAGAACAGGAAGAGCGUGGGAAGAGCAGAACUUUUUUUGGGGUUGGGGUGGGGUUGAGGUUUAUACCGAGGGUGGUCUCUCUCGUUCAGGAUUGUUUCACCCUCAUGGUGAAGAUUUGCAUCUAGUAACUAAUGCGUCGUUUUUAAUCAAACAUUUUUUACUAGGGGGAAAAAAAAAGCCAAAGUGUAUUGAACCUUUUUAUAUGACUUUCAUGUAAAACUGUGUGGAAUAAAUAGGACUUUUUUUAUCAUAAAAUUCACUAUAAAAGAAUGAGGAAAAACACAGAAAAAGAAGUAGCCAAUAUUAGUACAAUGUUAAUUAAAACACAAUCUUACAGCCUAAUUAUUCCACCUGGUUAACAACUUACAGUGUGUCUACACUACAGCAGCGAGCAUGGCCGCCCAACUAAGCAGACUUGUGCUAGCCCGGCUUGAGCUAGUGCACUAAAAAUAGCAGUGUGGGACAUUGUAGCUGGUCAACACUAUUAUUUUUAGCCAAGUUAGCGUGAGUCUGUCUACCCGGGUUGGGAGGCUCGCUGCCUGCUGCAGUCUAGACAUGCCAUUAGUCACUGCAGUUUGUGAGAUGAUAAAGUGAAGUCUUGGCAUAAUUGGGGGGGUUUUACCAUCAUUUAGUUAGAGCAAAGCUGACACCAUUACUUUCUCUACCAGACUGAAUCCAGUGUUGGCGUCUGACACAGUUUCUUCAUUAUUUUAUACAUUUAACCUCUUUUGCCUUCCAGAGUAAAUUUGCUACUAUAUUUGACGCUUUAUUCCAUCUCUUCCUGUGAGCAUAGUGACAGGAUGUCAGCUGGGUCUUUCUUUCUUUCUUUCUUGCAUGCAAAUUUGCAAUGAGCAUUUGAAUGUUUAAAACCACUUGUUUAAUGAAGGGUCUAUAAGGGGGAUGUGAAUGGUGAUGUUUGGGAAUCCCUGAUUGAGGCAUGAAAAUAACUGCAUUGGCAGAGUCAGUUCUGACCUGUGCAAGCAUUGGAAGUGAUGUGUUGGAAUAAAAAAGCCGUUUUAUUUUACUAUUUGUUAUGACUGAAUAAAAGGUUUUUCACUUGUA
Molecule: messenger RNA, 4121 nt
Organism: Dermochelys coriacea (leatherback sea turtle)
Lineage: Eukaryota; Metazoa; Chordata; Testudines; Dermochelyidae
Gene: ERLIN2
Product: ER lipid raft associated 2
Exons: 12
Coding region: 113-1114 (333 amino acids)
Biological process (GO): SREBP signaling pathway
Cellular component (GO): endoplasmic reticulum membrane; endoplasmic reticulum
Molecular function (GO): cholesterol binding; ubiquitin protein ligase binding
Source: RefSeq, a predicted model, not a curated record